AUGUUGAGUAGGCAACCUUGUGAAAAAAUCUUGACCAAUCCUAAAAGGAGGCUACUUCAUGAAGGGCCUAUGCUUUUGAUGGAGACUUCAAAGACGACGGACAUGUACUUGUUCCUUUUUGACGACAUCCUCCUCCUCACGAAAGUCAAGAAGCCGCCGAGGAAGAGAAGUACCAACCUUGAAAACUUGAACCCAUAUUUAUCGCGAAACUUGCAGACGGAGGGACUGUCCUUCGUCGUGCACCGACAACCACUGGCCCUUGACCGCUUCACUGUUCAUAACGUUAGCACAGCCGAUGCCGCAGCGAACAGUUUGAAACAUGCCUUCGUCAUCGUUCAGAUCAGCAGAUUCCAGCAGAUCCUGUCCCUCUACACAUUGCAAGCCUACUCGGAACCUGCCAAGAUGCAGUGGCUACACAUGCUUCAAAGCAGCCAAGAAAAAUAUAGAGAGAAUCUCAAAAAGAUUUCUCAACAAAAUAGCCAACAAAAUAGCCAACAAAAACAAGCAGCAACAUCACCGUUGUCGUCGUCAUCAUCCUCAAAUAUCAACAGUGCAAACAACAUCAACAAUCUGAUGGACAGCAACGGCAAUAGCAACAUAACAUUUGUUUUCUAUCACAAGGAUCUCGACUCACCAGUUUCGAACGCACACGCCGUCAAAGAUAACUUUCAUUUAACGCCAAAUUUUAAGAAUUUUGACGACACACAUAAUCACAAUGGUAAUAAUUUAUUUUGCAACAACAACUACUUAUUGAAACGUUGUUCAAGUCCAGGAGAUGUUGCGUUGUUUGCAGUGCCAAGGAAAAAUGAAGAUACCUCGUUAGUUAAGUCAUCACAAAACUGUAAGCAAGAGAACAAAAAUGGAAGCACACCUACACACCAAAUAUUAGAAGAAGAAGAGAAUAAAUUGCAUCACCAACAACCUAAUGAACAGCAGCAAGUACUUCAAGAACAGCAGAAGCAGCAGCAGCAUCAACCUGAAAACAAUUCAAAUGUUGAACUGACAGUCACAACAGUUGAAGAUGACGGCAGCAACACGUACGAUCUAUAUUUCAACUUCAUAUCUCAACGUCAACAUAUCUUGCAACAAACUGCUCAACACCAACAAAGUGUUUGCAAUAAAAUUCAAAUAAAUAACCCUAACUCAUUUUUGUCACUUCCUAAUUCAAAUAAAAAUGUAAGAGAUGAGGAAGGGGAUGAGACUGAUGAGGACAAACAUAGUGGCACUUACGACGACGCAAACAACAACUCCUUCAACCAAUGUAAUUUGUUGAAAAGUAACAUCGCUAACAGUUGCAUGACAAAUCUGAGAUUUUCAAACCCCAACACUCCAAACUUUAAAAAUUACCAGGGACCAUUUAACAUUUCUCAACAAAGAACAACAGCUUUUCACAAAUAUUUGCCAGCAUCUAACAUGUCAAACAGCAACAAUAUCACCAACUGCAACAUUAUUAACAACAGCAGCAUUAACAAUAGAUUGAAAUCGAAUUCCCUCCGAUCAAAAACUCGACCGACAUCUCUGUACUCUAAGCGUAGGACGCAGUUGAAAGCCAUCCGUGAGAAGUCCCUAUCCAUCGACCUUCCCAACCCACCUGCAACAUUCUCCGUGCUGUCGUCGCAUCCCAACAAAUCUAACAAAUCCAGCUUUGAUGACGAUCACUGCAAGGCAAGUAUUUCCAACGUGCCAAAAAUUACCUCUCGUGAUGACAACACCCACAACUUGCACAUUCAGACCGAUGACGAGGUCGAUGAUUUGGGAAAAAAUCUCAACAACAGGUACCUCCAAAAAACCGGCCAAAAAUUAUCCUCUCACGCAAACCCGAAGAAACUUCAGCGAGAGGACAAUUACGACGCACCGAACAAAACGACGUGUAAUUACAUGGUGAACAACCUCGCCGCAUCAAACAAUCAACAAUACAAGAACAAUUUCAACAACAAUAAUAACAUUAAUACACCAAACCAGCUCAUUAAUAACAUCACUUACAUUAACAACAACACCCAAAAAUGUAAUGACGAUAGUGGCAACUUUAAAAAUAUUUCUAUGAAAAAUUAA
Messenger RNA from Helobdella robusta, 2052 nucleotides. RefSeq lists its product as hypothetical. Gene Ontology annotation, cellular component: axon; plasma membrane; endocytic vesicle. NCBI's taxonomy places the organism in Eukaryota, Metazoa, Annelida, Clitellata, Rhynchobdellida, Glossiphoniidae. The transcript is spliced from 5 exons. Bases 1 to 2052 code for a protein of 683 amino acids. The record is from RefSeq and is a predicted model, not a curated record. Gene Ontology annotation, biological process: Rho protein signal transduction; endothelial cell migration.